Molecule: messenger RNA, 3186 nt
Organism: Amaranthus tricolor (Joseph's coat)
Lineage: Eukaryota; Viridiplantae; Streptophyta; Magnoliopsida; Caryophyllales; Amaranthaceae
Exons: 8
Coding region: 953-1813 (286 amino acids)
Source: RefSeq, a predicted model, not a curated record
CUUAGUCUAAGUUGGUCUCACAAGGAGUUUUGUGGAGUUGCACCAGGUUAGGGGAGAGUAUGGAUAUGAAUCAUUAAGAUGAGUUGCUAGUAUUUUAUGGACCCACAAUAGAAUGAGUAUAGAGCGGACGAAUAAGGAGAAGGCAAGUAGAUGUUGGAAGAGCGAGUUUUUAUUGCCUUCACGUAUCCACUAUUAAUGACAUGUAAGAAUUUUCAUUUCUUGUCCACCAAACACAAUCCAUAUACAAAUUCUUACAUGCCAUUGGUAGUAGAUAGAUGAGGGUUAUAAGAACUUGCUCUUUCAACAUCUACUUACCUUCUCCAUAUUUGUCCGCUCUAUACUCAUCUUAAUGUCGGCCCAUAAAUACUAAACUAGCAUAUCAUCUUCAUGGGAUAAAAUUACAAGGAAAAAGAAUCUGAAGUGUAAAUAUGCAUAUUAGCUAGGAAAACUCUUAUUCACCAAAUGGAGAAAUAAAUUAGAUUAUAAAAUAAGUAUAAUUUCUUUCUAAAAAUGUGCUAAAUGAUAAUUGCAACUUGCAAAUAUCAUUGAAAGUAUAUUAACAGUCUGUUUGGCACAAAAUAGUUGUACGAAAAUUUGUUAGCCGUGUUAAUAAUUGUAAUUGUGGGUAAUUGUAAUUGUACAAUUGUAGUUAUUAGAUAUUUAAAUAUCAAAUUAUUCAUGUAUAUUUAUAUUGUCCGAUAAAAAUAUAAUAGCUAUUAAAAUAUAAAGUAUUUUAUGUCGUAGUUAUUAGACUGUUAUUUUUUAUUUUAGAGGCUACAACUUAUGGCAUUCGAAAAGGUUUAAGUAGUAGUUUAUCCUCAUUGAAUCAAUAACAAUAGCUUAAAUUGUCAUUUUAAGCAUGCCUUAAAAACCCCGAAAUAAUCGUAACCUUAAACCGAACUUGACUGAACUGUUAUAAAGCGUGUUUACUUUCUUAAUUUGCCAUAUAUCAAUGUCGCGGUACCCGAUGAGACGACGAGAGUUUCACGGAGGAACGGCGAUGACCUCAUCGAAGGCAUUCUUCGCUCUCGCAUCCAUUUUAUCCAUCUUCUUCCCUUUCCAUGGAGUCACUACUGAGAUCAACAUUUCAGGUCUUCAAUCACAGCAAAAUUGCUCUAGUUCCGACGUUCCUCUGGAAUGCGAAAUUCAGGAAAUGAACUACAAAAUUGCUCAUUUAGAAUUCUUAGUUGAGAAGAUUGAUCGAGAACUAAACUCCAAAAGCCUUUAUAUUGAAAAAUGUGAGAAGAAAAUUGAGGAACUGAGCCUUACCAUUCAACACCUGGAGUCUCUUUUGUCCAACUUAAAGGAUGCACCUGACUAUGAGAAAAUGAUAAAGCUGUUUGAAGAACAGGUACGGGAAUUGGAGGUCGUUGUGAAGAAAAAUGAUCUGAACCUUUGGCAGCUCGAAGUUAAAGCAAAAGAUGAUGAGAAAUCAGUGAAAAUGCUUGCUUCACAAGUUGACACGAUGGUGAAAAUUGUCCCAGAACUUUGGUUUCAUGUUCAAAAACUUGAGCAGGCUCGUGAAGUCAUAGAGAGGAGAACGGUAGAGCUACGAAGGCAAUUACGCAGUCAGAGAUGCUCUUUUUUUAAGUAUAUCAACAAUUUUCCUGCAAGAUACAACCUGAAAAAGGUAGUUACUUUGUCUGAAGCUAUAAACUGGCUAAAAAGGUCAUUUUCAACUGUGAAGAAGUAUCACCAUCAGGUUAGUCUUUCAAGCUCUGAUGUGCUCUCUUCCCUUUCUCUUUCACAAAGUUUGUGGCUUUUAUUCUUUUGGGAGUUAGUGGCAGAGAUGAGCGCAUCUGCGCAAGCAUGAGCAGGCAGACAGGUAUUCCAAGAUAUGAUGCUGAUAUUGUUGAAAUGUAGAAGUCUGAUGGCGUUAAUAAUAUUUACUAACCACUCCAUUUGGAUACAAGAUCCUUUGCGCACCGGUUCAAAUGUCGCUUUGUGACUGAUGGGACCCUUUCCGAGUCCCUCAUUCUACGGGUACGCUUUGUGCCCCGGGUUACCCCUUUUUACCUCAUUUGGAUACUAUAUUUACAAAUACUAACACCCGACCCCUUCCCCCCAUCCCCCAUGAAAAAACCACUUAGGUGGGAGCUACUUAAUGGCUUUGGGUUGAUGGAAUAUUUUUUUAUUGUCAUAGAGAAUUUGGCCUCCUUCCGAAAUCGUAAUGGUUUAUGCUUUGCAAAUGAAGAAUAAACUUAAGACAAAGUAAUGGAGUGCAGAAAUUUGUCAUAUGCUGUAGUCUCUCUUUCUGUAAUUGUGUCAACUAGUUCAUUAUAAUCCGUAUCCAAAGAACAAUAAUUUUUUGGCCUGUCAAAAUAAAUAAAUAUUUUUUUGAAUGUCAUAAAUAUACAGAAUAAUUUGGCCAUGUGUGACUAAAUUAGAUUAAGCAUACAACAACAAUGUCAAUUCUUAGUCCCAAAAGAUUGAGGUUAGCUACAUGAACUGAUAUAAAUUAAUCCUAGUGGUGGUCCACAUAAACUCUCCUCUUUGAAUAAUCUAUCAUUGCAAGGUGUAAAUAUAGAUUAAGCAUAAAGCCUGAAAAUUCUGUGUUUGAGAGUAGCUCAACUGAAUUUUGAUGGUAAUUGCUUGAUAGAUAGAGUAACAAGUGACUUCUGGUUUAGGGAUAGUUAUGUGAGAUCAUAUUGUAGGUGUUAUACUAGAAUGUAAUAGUCAUAGUCAAUAUGUAAAUUAACUAAGGAUAUACUUUUUAUGUGUUACCAUUUGCCUCCGUUACAUUAUCGCUUAUUGCCACACCUCCCUUUGUUUUUUUGGUACCUUGUUCUGAUUCACUUAGUGGAAGUUUACCUGAUGCAAUGGGUUUUCUUGCUCUGAUUCGCUACACAAUACUUUUUGAGAGUUGGCUGCAAAAUAUGCCUUUUGGAUGGAAACUUCUGUUAUGUCAUUUAUUUAUUUUCUAUGUUUAUGCAUAUUUUAGGAGAAUUAUGCACUUUGUGAUCUGGUGAGCUUAUAGCCUCAGCUUGAUCUGCGGACUAAACCCAAACAUUGACGUCCUUACCAAGUGCUUUCUUGGCAUUGUGCUUAUCAUAUGCCUAUUUGUAAUUGGAUACUCUGUGUCAAUACUAAAUAGAUGUAUUCAUAGUUGCAAGGUUUCAUUAAACGAGAGAUGGAGAGAAAUGAGUUUACUGUUGGUCUUGCUGGAGAAGAGUUGGUGUUUUUUCU